This is a messenger RNA of Galendromus occidentalis (western predatory mite), 1086 nucleotides long. Its product is annotated as acyl-CoA desaturase-like. Gene Ontology annotation, biological process: unsaturated fatty acid biosynthetic process. The record is from RefSeq and is a predicted model, not a curated record. The coding region runs from base 1 to 1086 and encodes 361 amino acids. The transcript has 4 exons. Gene Ontology annotation, cellular component: endoplasmic reticulum membrane. Lineage: Eukaryota; Metazoa; Arthropoda; Arachnida; Mesostigmata; Phytoseiidae. Gene Ontology annotation, molecular function: iron ion binding; stearoyl-CoA 9-desaturase activity.
AUGUUACUCCUGGAGGUUCUCCGUUUCGGUCACAGAGAUUGGUACAGUGGAGAAAUCUGUAAAGAGGACCGGCCAAGCGACAACAACAAUUCUGCGGCCAAGCAACCCUCGGUGUCGUUCGUCGAUGACUACUUCAAAGCACCAUUAUUGCACAGGGUGGCUUGGGGAUGCUCAAUGAAGCUGAUCGUGAUCCACAUCCUAGGAAUCUAUUCACUUGUCUUCUUGGGCCACGUGUCUUGGAGCACGCUAGCUUUUCAAUUCGUCUAUUUGGUCUUGUCGGGCUUAUCGGUAACCGCCGGAGCCCAUCGAUUGUGGACGCACAGAUCGUAUAAGGCUCGAACACCGUUCAGAACGUUCCUUAUGCUCUGUAAUACGAUCGCGGCUCAGAACGACAUUUACGAGUGGUGUCGGGACCAUCGAGUGCAUCAUAAAUUCUCGGACACGAAUGCCGAUCCUCACAACAUCGAUCGAGGGCUUUUCUUCAGUCAUAUCGGAUGGCUCAUGAUCAAGAAACAUCCGGACGUGUACAAGUACGGUAGCCGGAUCGAUUGUUCGGACCUGAUCGGCGAUCCCGUGGUGAGGUUCAACAUGAGAUACUACGGCUGGCUGGUACUACUGUUCUCAUUCGGUUUACCCACCCUACUCCCACACUUUUUGUUCGGCGAUGCGGUUUUACCUCUUUUCAUGCUGUGUUUCUUGCGGCUCACGCUGUCAUUCAAUUUCACGUGGUCAGUGAAUUCCUUCGCUCAUCACGUGGGAGAUAGACCCUUCGAUCGCAAUAUGAAGCCGUCCGAAGUUCUCUGGGUAUCCGUGGUGGCAGCUGGCGAAGGAUGGCACAACUACCACCACACUUUCCCGCACGAUUACAACUGUUCGGAGCUCGGCUGGCACAUAAAUUGGACCACAAUGCUCAUCGACUUGAUGGCGAGCAUUGGACAAGUGACGGAGCGCAGAACGAUUUCCAAGGCGGCGAUCAUGCGCCAGAAGCUCAGGAACGGUGACGGUACUCGGCUCCCGCGGAGAAUUCGGGAAAUGAGCGAGAAGGAGCGACUCCAACUCGCCGACACUAUCCAGAACGCAGCUUAG